This is a messenger RNA of Thalassophryne amazonica, 7481 nucleotides long. It is a transcript of the gene arid1ab, whose product is annotated as AT rich interactive domain 1Ab (SWI-like). Gene Ontology annotation, molecular function: nucleosome binding; DNA binding. Bases 1 to 6804 code for a protein of 2267 amino acids. Gene Ontology annotation, cellular component: nucleoplasm; brahma complex; nBAF complex. The transcript has 20 exons. Lineage: Eukaryota; Metazoa; Chordata; Actinopteri; Batrachoidiformes; Batrachoididae. Gene Ontology annotation, biological process: chromatin remodeling; positive regulation of DNA-templated transcription; regulation of transcription by RNA polymerase II. The record is from RefSeq and is a predicted model, not a curated record.
AUGGCCGCUCAGGUCGCCGCUCUCACCACCAGCCCGCCAUCCGAACUCAAAAAGCCCGAGCGGGACCCGCAGGAGGAGUCGGUACCGGCAGAGAAGCAGCAUGAAAAUAAGGAGCAGGGACCUGACGGCGGAUCUCCGGGACAGAAGGAGCUGCAGGACGGGAGCGAUGCUGGGGGAGGAGGCGGAGGAGAUCCUGACAUGAAGAACGGCAACGGGAAUCUAGUCCGGGUAAAUAACAAUAAUCAGAACGAUACAGGCGGGCCUGAAGGGAAUAACCACCCCGGACUGGGACACCACCACCCGGGCGGCUUCCCUCCUCCACCUUACGGCUACAACCACCACUACAGCCGGGCCCCUUUUCAUCAACAUGGCGGACAACAAAGCCCUGGCAUGGCAGCUGCAUCGGGGCCGGGCAUGAUGGACCCUUACCCCCCUAAUUCACACGAACACGGCUACCCCAACCAUUACAACAACUACGGCCCCUUCCCGAACAGGACUUCCUAUCAGGGCCAGGCCUACGGGGCCAUGAGCUCCCCCCGUACCAGCCAGGCUCCGGCGGCUGGGGGGCAGUCAGGCAAGCAGCAGGCAGCCGGAGCCCCCACAGCCAUGGCUGCCUCCUAUAACAACCAGCGGUACAACAUGGCAAACCAACAGCCCACCUCCACACCAACUUUAAACCAGCUCCUCACCUCUCCCAGCUCCACCAGGAGCUACCCCACGUACCCCCAAGGAGACUACAACAAUCAGGAAGGGGCCAGCAAGGGAGCAGGAGGAGAUCUGGGCAGCAGCCAGUAUGGUGGGGGCCAUCCUGGCUGGCAACAAAGGAGCCACCAUCCUUCCCCCAUGAGCCCGGGGAACACCGGACAACCUCUGAACAGAAAUCAGCCUCCAAACCCGAUUGACCAGGUAGGGAAGAUGCGCGGUCAACCAUAUGGAGGAGCCAACCCCUAUUCACAACAGCAACAAGGACCUCCUGCAGGGCCUGGACCUCAGCAGGGGGGCUCUUAUCCAGGGCCGGGCUAUGGUCCUCCGGGACCUCAGAGAUAUCCUAUGGGGAUGCAGGGCCGAUCACCAGGUGCUAUGGGAGGCAUGCAGUAUGGACAACAGAUGUCAGCCUAUGGACAGCAGGGACCAGGUGGCUACAGCCAGCAGAGUCAAGGCUACUAUGGUCAACACGGACCCCCGCCACACCCUGGCCAGCAGCAGACACCUUAUCCUGGCCAGCCUCAAGGCAGCUCUGGACCCCCUUAUUCCCAACAGGGCCACCCUUCACAGUCCCCUAACCAACUUGGGCAGUCAGGACCACCUUACCCACAAUCCCAAGGUUCUCAUGGCCCUCCUGCAGGUCAGCCCCCCUAUAGUCAACCCCCACAGUCUCAGCCAGGGCAGCCACCCUACGUCCCUCCACAGCAGCAACAGCCUCAGCAACAGCAGGCUCCAGGUUCUCAGAGUCAGCAGGCCCCUCAGGGUCAAGCUGGCUACCUACAGUCCAGUGGGCCAGGGCAACCGUCACAACCACAAACCCCACAGCAACAACAGCAAGGACCUGCACAACAGCAACAAACAGGAGGAGGUCCCCCUCCUCAAGCCCAGCAACCUCCAGGUCACGGGCAACAAGGACAACCAUCACCGUACUCCCAAACACCCCCCCUGCAACAGCAACCACAGCAGCAACAGCAACAAUCUCCGUAUCAGAGGUUCCCACCUCCUCCACAGGAACUCUCCCAGGAUUCCUUUAGCUCCCAGUCCAACGCUCCCCCCUCCAGUCAGCCCAACAAGAAUCAAGAAGACAGCAUGCAGGGCCGGCCGUCUAGUUUACCGGAUUUGUCCGGCUCCAUAGACGACUUGCCCACGGGUAAUGAGGGAGCCUUAAGUCCGGGCGUCAGCACGUCGGGGGUGUCCAGCAGUCAGGGUGAGCAGAGUAACCCUGCCCAGUCACCGUUCUCACCGCACACCUCUCCACACCUGUCAGGCAUACGUGGACCCUCACCAUCACCUGUUGGUUCCCCUGCCAGCGUCACCCCUUCCCGCACCGGUCCUCUGUCCCCCACUGCUGUCCCAGGUAAUCAGAUGCCUCCCCGGCCACCCAGCGUCCAAUCAGACAGCAUCAUGCACUCUUCCAUGAACCAGUCAGCCAUGGGCCAGGACAGGGUCUAUAUGCGUAACCCCCAGAUGCCUCCUUACGGGUCUCCUGGUCAACCUGGCUCUGCCUUAUCUCCGCGUCAGUCUUCAGGAGGUCAGAUACAUGGUGGGAUGGGACCCUACCCCCAGAACAACUCCCUGGGAAACUAUGGACCUCAAGGGGGCCAGUAUGGCCCACAAGGUUACCCCCGGCAGCCCGGCUACACAGGGCUGCCCAAUGCUAACUACCCCAGUGGACCUGGCAUGGGUGGUUCCAUGAAUCCUAUGCCUGGACAAGGCAGCGGGACCCCUUAUGGAAGCAUGCCACCUGGCAGAAUAGGACCAGGACAGAUGGCUGCUCGGCCCUACGGUCCGGGGAUGGGUGCUAACAUAGGCGGCAUGCCCCCUCAGGUGGGGUCUGGGAUGUGCCCUCCCCCAGGCAUGAACAGGAAAGAGAGUGGCCCCUCCAUGCACCAUGGGCCCUCCAACUCCAUACACAACAGGCCACCUGGAUACCCUAACAUGUCCCAGGGCAUGAUGGGAGCAGGCUCUCCAUACGGUCCUGGCAUAAACAGCAUGCACGGCAUGAUGAACCAGGGAGGGCCGGGGCCGUACCCAAUGGGAGCAAACAGCACCCCUGGAAUGACACCCAGUCCGGAGUUUGGCAUGGACAAAGUAAAUCCAGCACAGAAAAUAAACAACAAAGUGGAUGGCACCCCCAAAACAGAAUCUAAAAAGAAGUCGACCUCGUCCACCAUCACCAGUGAGAAGAUCACUCGUCUGUACGAACUAGGCCCAGAGCCAGAGCGGAAGAUGUGGGUGGACCGGUACCUGGCUUUCGCUGAGGAGAAGGCCAUGGGUAUGAGCAACUUGCCUGCUGUGGGACGUAAACCUCUCGAUCUCUUCAGGCUUUACGUAUCCGUCAAAGAGAUUGGUGGCCUCACGCAGGUGAAUAAGAACAAGAAGUGGAGGGAGCUGGCCACCAAUUUGAAUGUGGGCACAUCAAGCAGCGCAGCCAGUUCACUAAAGAAACAGUACAUCCAGUGUUUGUACGCCUUCGAGUGCAAGAUCGAGCGCGGCGAAGACCCGCCCCCAGACUUCUUCAACACAGACACUAAUAAAAAGAACCAGCCUAAGAUCCAGCCCCCCAGCCCAGCUGGUUCCGGAUCCUUGCAAGGCCCACAAACACCUCAGUCCACAAGCAGUUCGAUGGCAGAGGGGGGAGACCUGAAACCCCCCACCCCGGCCUCCACCCCCCACACACAAAUGCCUCCGAUGGCUGGCGUCAGGAGUAGUGUCAACGUGCAGGACCCCUUUGCUGAUGGUGGUGAUCCAGCGUUUCCUAGAAGGAAUGCAAUGACUCCGAACUCACAGGGUUACCAGCCUGGCAUCGGAGGCCCAGAGAUGAUGGGGCGCAUGGGUCCCUAUGAAUCCAGCAAGGACCCCUUUGGCGGCAUGAGAAAAGCUGGAGAGCAGUUCAUGUCCCCGGGUCCCAACAGUGGGAUGGCAGAGCAGUAUAACCGGGCACCGUCAGGCCCUAUGGGCAACAUACAGAUGGGUCAAAGGCAACAGUACCCUUACGGAUACGAACGCAGACAGGAGCCGGGUUUGGGCCCUGAAGGCAGCAUGGGACCAGGAGCUCCUCAGCCCAACAUGAUGCCCUCUGGAGCCGAGGCAGGGAUGUAUUCACCCAGCCGGCCUCCACCGCAGCAACGGCAUGAGGCUUAUGCUAAUCAGUACCCUGGCCAAGGGGCUCCCCCUGGUGGUCCGUACCCAAAUCAACAGGCAGGAAUGUAUCCGCAGCAGCAGCCCAACUACAAGCGUCUUAUAGACGGAGGCUACGGCCCGCCUGCCAAACGCCACGAGGGAGAAAUGUACAGCGUCCCCUACAGUAGUCAGCAACAGCCAGGACCCCAAUCUUCAGGACCCCAGGGCCAACAGGACAUGUAUAACCAGUAUAAUGCAUAUCCUGGCGGAGACCGCAGACCACCGGGCCCACAAAACCAGUUCCCCUUCCCCUUUGGAAGAGACCGAGGACCAUCUUCAGCAGGUCCCAAUUCUCAGUCUCCAAUGCCUCCACAGAUGAUUGGAAGCUCUAUGCCUUCAGCUCCUGAUACCCCCCAGGGCUCAAUGUGGCAGGGUCGAAAUGAGAUGGGGUACCCCAACUAUCCCAAUCGACAGGGUCCUCCUGUACCAGGUCAGGGUCCUGCAUACCAUGGCAUGAAUCGUUCAGAGGACAUGAUUCCAUCAGAUCAGCGCAUGAAUCAUGAGGGUCAAUGGCCUGGACAUGUCAAUCAGCGGCAGCCACCAUUUGGCCCCGGUGGCUCUGGACCACCCAUGUCUAGACCCCUUCCAUCCAACUACCAGACUUCCCAGAACCACAUUCCUCAGGUGUCAAGCCCAGCGCCCAUGCCCCGGCCCAUAGAAAGCAGGACGUCGCCCAGCAAGACCUACAUGCAUUCAGGCAUCAAAGUGCAAAAAGCUGGACCCCCAGUGCCUGCCUCCCACAUCGGCCAAGCCCCUGUGCAGCCCCCACCAAUGAGGCGAGAUGUAGCUUUCCCACCCGGGUCGGUUGAGGCCUCCCAACCCCACCUUAAGCCCCGAAGACGGCUCACCAUGAAAGAUAUUGGCACUCCCGAGGCUUGGAGAGUGAUGAUGUCCUUAAAAUCAGGCUUACUGGCUGAAAGCACCUGGGCGUUGGAUACCAUUAACAUUUUGUUGUAUGAUGACAACAGCAUUUCUACUUUUAACUUAUGCCAGCUCCCUGGAUUUCUGGAGCUGGUUGUGGAAUACUUCAGACGAUGCCUCAUCGAAAUCUUUGGCAUCUUAAAAGAGUACGAAGUAGGAGACUUUGGACAGCGCACCCUAAUUGACCCCAGUGCAGCCGAGGAGGACAAUUCUGAUGAGGAAUUUCUGAUGCUGGAAGGGGAGGUCAUGGACACGGAUGAAGAAGAAGAUGAAGAUGACGAGGAAGUAGAAGAAACACAGGUCAACCCUGAACCUUUGUCAUUGGUCCAGGUGAAGCAGGAGGAGGAAAGCUCCCAGCAAGACAAGGGUUCAGAGGACGAGGAAGAGGAGCAAGAAGGGGAGUCGUCUCUAAAGGAAUCCAGUACCUCUACCUCAGGCUCUGCCCAGGACUCCAACCUCCACUUGGAAAAGCCCAAGCAGGCCAGCAAAUUUGACAAACUUCCCAUCAAGAUGGUGCGGAAAAGAAAUCCCUUCCUGUUGAACCACUUGUCCAGGUUUGGGCAGCGGCAGAACUUUGACAGUGGUCUGAUACACUGGAGCAUUGGUGGUGGUGACACUACCGAACAUAUUCAGACCCACUUUGAGAGCCAAAUGGACAUCCUCAAGCAGCGAAAAUGCACCUCAACACCCACUGAGCGCCACAAGAAAGUUCACAUGACUGAAAAACCAUCAGAAAAGUCGACGUCCAUUGGGGAGCACAAGCCUCAGCAGCAACAGCUCCAAGCGUCAGAGUCUCAAAAGUCUCCUGCAGACAAGACCCUUCCUCCUCUUCCCAUUGGCACACCGGUGACUGCCACCAUUGACGAUGUGUUGUCCGCUCGUCCAGGGUCAGUUACAGAAGAAGUGGUUCGUGGAGGUGCCGAGGAGCAAAAGGAGAAUGGAAAGUAUUUGUUCAGCAUCAACCCCGAUCUGCAGAGCCGCCGCAACGUCAGGAUCCUGGAGGACGAGCCGCACAGUAAGGACGAGGCGCCGCUCAGCACUCUGUCGGACUGGCAGGACUCACUAGCUCGCCGCUGCGUCUGCGUUUCCAACAUAGUGCGGAGCCUCUCCUUUGUCCCUGGGAAUGACCUGGAGAUGUCUAAACACCCGGGCCUGCUGCUGCUUCUGGGUCGUUUGCUGCUGCUUCAUCACAGGCAUCCUGAACGCAAGCAAGCACCGGUCACCUAUGAAAAGGAGGAAGAGGAAGAUGAAAGUGUGAGCUGUCAGAGAGAUGAGUGGUGGUGGGACUGCCUUGAGGUUUUGAGGGAAAAUUGUCUGGUCACACUGGCAAACAUCUCGGGCCAGUUGGACCUUUCUAUUUAUGCAGAGAGUAUAUGCCUGCCACUGCUGGAUGGCCUGCUCCACUGGGCAGUCUGCCCCUCGGCGGAGGCCCUGGACCCCUUCCCCACGCUGGGGCCACACGGUUCACUUUCUCCUCAGAGACUGGUCCUCGAGACCCUCAGCAAGCUCAGCAUCCAGGACAACAACGUUGACCUCAUUCUGGCCACGCCGCCAUUCAGCCGCUUGGAGAAGCUCUAUGGUUCUCUGGUGCGCCUUGUUGGUGAACGCAAGGUGGCCGUCUGCCGGGAAAUGGCGGUCGUCCUGUUGGCCAACCUGGCCCAGGGCGACAGUCUUGCAGCGCGGGCUAUCGCUGUGCAGAAAGGCAGCGUGGGUAAUCUACUGGGAUUUCUGGAAGACAGCCUAGCAGCGACACAGUACCAGCAAAGCCAGAGCUCCCUGCUCCAAAUGCAGGGUGCGCCCCAGUUCGAGCCCACCAGUGUGGACAUGAUGCGGCGGGCGGCCCGGGCCCUGCACGCCCUGGCGAAGGUGGAAGAGAACCACUCAGAGUUCACGUUGUAUGAGUCGCGGCUACUGGACAUCUCGGUGUCCCCACUUAUGAACUCUCUGGUGUCCCAAGUGAUCUGUGACGUACUGUUUCUAAUUGGCCAGUCAUGACAGCCGUGGGAGGUGUCGGAUCCACCUCUUUCUGUUCCCCGCCCCCUUUUAUUCCUUUGUGUGAGUGAAAAGACCUAAGAGAAAUACUGUUUUUGUUUUUGUUUUGUUUUUAAUUUAUGCAAAAAUCACCUCGAUUCCACUGUCUUUUUAGCCCCGCUUCUCACAAAAGGAAGGAGUUUCAUGAAGUCUCUGGAUUUUUUUUAAAAGUUGAAAGAUACAGGCAAGACGUCGGGACUUGGGCGUAGGAUGGAGUGCGCUGCAGAAAGACUUUUUUUUUUUUUAAUAAAAGUAAAAAACUUCAGGAAAAAAAAACUGUAACCAAAGUUGCUGUCUCGUUUACAGUGAGUUUGGGAGACACGUGCCUGCUCCGCCCCCUCGGGGGUGUCGCCCGCGUGGGGGGGUGCGGUUUGUGUGUGGAGGCUAAACGGACCGGCGGGUUCUGGUGUGGUAUAAUUGCUGUAACUCUGAUGCUACAUUCGCAGCCCCACAGGAAUCAGAUUAUUGGCUGUGAACAGACGUGUCAUGGGGGGGGUCUGUGCAGUAGAUUGUAGAACUUUUCUGUACUGUACACCUUAAAAACUGUAAACAUACUGUAAUAAUACUGUUUCACACUGAGAUAUGCUGGCUUGGCAGCAAACUGUAGUUUUUAAAAACAGUUUUAGUUCAUGUGGAGAAAG